AACAAGAACUCCUCUUACGUUCCAAAUUCUUUACGAUGUCUAGACAUGAUAGUUUUCCCUCGCCAAAUUGAAACAUAGCGGGUUCUUUGACUUCUUUCCCUGGAAUAAAGAGAACCAAAAUCGUCGGAAGAUCAGAUGGAUCGGCUAAGCCAGUUACCGGAUAGUGUGAUCCAACACAUUCUGUCCCUAACAGACGCAGAAUCAGUGGUACAGACCUGCAUCCUGUCUAAGAGAUGGACCAAUAUUUGGAGACACGUCCAUACUUUAAAUCUUUUUAGCAUCCCUUUCAAAUCACUCUGUGACUUCAGACGUUUUAUUGCGCAUGCCUUGCGCCAUUGCGAGACCUCUUCUGAUGUUCUCGCGAUCAGCAUGGAGCUUGGCCUUAGUGUCUACGAAGGUUGGAAUGUCGUAAUUGAUGCACCAAGGCUUACUACCUUCAAACUUGAAAACUUGGAGCCAUUGUUGCUGUCCAUCAACAAUUCUCCUCUUCUUGACAAGGUGAUUGUUAGCGUGCCGCAUCUUAUCUUCAAGGCUGAAGGGAAAAAUGGAGAAUUAUUUUUGCUUGUGACCAACAUGUUAUGGGAGUUCAGUAAUGCGAUGUCACUUGCCGUGUCAUCAGAUAUAAUAAAGUCCUUGAAAGUGAAGGGAUACAAACCUACUUUUGCUUUACGUACCACUGAUGAAGUUCUUCGAUUUAAGCGCUCGACAAGUGAAGUUCACUGACAAUCAAAGGUAUUUUUGCAUCUGAAUGCUCACUUUCUAUGUUGUUUUUGGUUCCUUAACUAAAUGUGGUUUCAAUGACUCUUGACAUUAGAUCUCAUGCAACCAUGAGCACAAGAAUAUAUUGAAUCUGAACUA
Rubroshorea leprosula is the source of this 858-nucleotide messenger RNA. The record is from the annotation of a GenBank genome assembly. Lineage: Eukaryota; Viridiplantae; Streptophyta; Magnoliopsida; Malvales; Dipterocarpaceae.